AUGAGUAAAGAUGUUAUGGCGCGAUUUCUCAACAAGAGGAAAGCGGAUGAAAUUGGAUCAUCUUCCGAUUUUGUUGAUGUGAAUGAUCUUCCCUCGGAUCCUCAUGAUCGCAAGGCGAUAGCAUCAUACAACGUGAAUCAACGAGAUGAUGUUAGAAGGGCAUACCUACUAAGAGGACCAUGUCAACCAACGGGUAUUAAAUAUCCAACAUCAAUGUUUCAAGGUAAAGAGUUGAGAAAAUUCAAACAAGAAUGGUCCGAAUUUGGUGAUCAUAGAGACACAUUUGUUUUGAACGGGUAUAACAAUUGGAAAAAAGUACAUGAGGUACUUACAAAACAUGUUGGGUUGUUGACUGGCGGUUCGGCGUUUCGUGGUCAUGAUGAGUCAAAAGAUUCAUUAAAUAAAGGAAAUUUCUUAGAGCUUUUAGAACUAAUGGGUGAAAUGAAUGAAGUGCUUGGUAAGGUUAUCUUAGAGAAUGCACCGACGAAUAACCAAAUGACUAGUCCUAGAAUUCAAGCGGACAUUAAACAUUGUUAUGCUCAAGAGGUACUUAAACAAAUUUUUGAAGAUCUUGGUGAUGAUGUUUUUUCUUUAUUAGUUGAUGAAUCAUGUGAUGUUUCAAAAAGAGAACAAAUGGCGGUUGUUAUUCGUUAUGUUGAUAAAGUUGGGAUUGUUAAGGAGCGUUUUAUUGGGCUUGUUCAUGUCAAAGAGACAAGCGCAUUAACACUUAAAUCGGCUAUUGAUGAUAUGUUGGCACGUUUUGGGUUGAGUUUGAAAAGGAUUAGAGGCUAA
Helianthus annuus (common sunflower) is the source of this 792-nucleotide messenger RNA. RefSeq names its product zinc finger MYM-type protein 1-like. The coding region runs from base 1 to 792 and encodes 263 amino acids. NCBI's taxonomy places the organism in Eukaryota, Viridiplantae, Streptophyta, Magnoliopsida, Asterales, Asteraceae. The transcript has 3 exons. The record is from RefSeq and is a predicted model, not a curated record.